GGUAAAAGACAGGUGUCCGGACUGGGGGCACAUGCCGUCAGUGAGUCGUGUCCCGGGGGGCGGUGGAUCACCGAUGGCAUUAUUUUGUGAGCUGUGCGCUCACCGGGAGCAGCUUCACGGCGGAGUGGCGGGGUGUUCGCCGGUCGCUGCAGCAUGCAGAAUGCUUUCGACUGUCGUAAGGACACUACCUUCAGGAUCACGUAGAGACGACCAGGGUGUUGCGCAGCCCAGUUUGUGAUUGAUCAGCUUCAUCUAACGGGUUAUUAUGGCUUCCAGCUCUGGUAAGAUGAACCAUCCCCCCGGCGGCAGCGGUGCAUGCAACGGGACUGCUAUUGCGGACAUCCCCAGUGUGAAUGUAGAACAGGAAUUGUAUGAUUAUCAAAUGCACACGAAAAUGUGCAAGAAAAUAGCGCAGCUAACAAAGGUCAUAUAUUCUUUAAACACAAAGAAUGAGGAACAAGAGGCAACUCUGCAAUCAUUACGCCGUGUUGCUUCAGAGACGCAGGGCAGCCUCCAGCCAACCACAGGUCAGGAUGAGGAAGAGGAGGAGUCAGCAUCUAUUUUAAGGACACGCCUUCUAGAACUGCAGGCCACCGUAGAGGAAGUGGAGGAGCGUGGACAGAGGGCAGAAAUAGAGUAUGCAGAGCUCAUAGCAGUGUUGACCCAAGAGACAUCAGAUCUGCGCAGAGACUACCAGAAUCUGCAAACAGAUAGAGACAUCCAACACAAAUUACUGCAACAAACACAAGAUGAAAAAAAGCACUUGGAGAACGAGUGCCAUGAGCUACGGAGAGCCAGAGAUGAAGAGAGACAGAGAGAAGAGGAGGAGAAGAUGCAAAGAGUGGAGGAGGAGAGGAAGAAAGAGAUGGAGGAGAAGAGCAGAGAAAUGGAGGAAAGGAAUAGAGAGUCACAGGAAAGAAAAAGAGUCGAAGAAGAAUGUGAGGUCAAGUUGAAAACGGUGAGAAAGGAGGUACAGGUUCUGAGGGAGGAGAAGGAGAGCAUGGAGAAACAACUUAAGAGCGACAUGGAGGAGUGGAAGAAGAGAGUGAAAGACAUGGAAGACGAGAGGAAGGACGAGCAGGAAGUGGCCAAGAAGGCACUACAGCAGAGCCUCAAUGAACACAUCAACCAGUGGCACCAGAGAGAGCAAGAAAACCGCAAAUCCCAGAAUUCAACACUUCAGCAGAGGCUGAGAAAAGCUGAGGCGGACUUGGAGGUUCGAGAACAGAGGCUGAAUGAGAGCAACAGACACUGCAGCAAACUUCAAGAGAGAGUAGAGGAUCUCGAGGAGCAGUUGGAGGAUGGACGUCACCGGGUGGCUGAGGCUGAGAGUGUGGCAAAGAAAGCAGAGGAAGAGUUAGCUGUAGCCAAAGAACGAUUAUUGCUGCAAGAGAAUGAGCUACAGAGCAAGUCAGAGGAGUUAAUGAGUCAGAGUUCAUCUCAGGUGAGAUUCUCUGCUGAAGUGGAAGACCUGAGGUCUCAACUCAGUCGUCUCAACAUUAGAAACAAAGAGCUGGAGCUUCAAAACAGUGGCCGAUCCAAUGACCAUGCCCGCAUGCUCAAACAGCAUGCAGACACUUUAUCCUCUAUGCGUCUGGAGCUGCAGCGCGCUCACACUGAGGAGAUCAGACGCCUUCAACAGGAGGUGGAGAACGAAAGAAAGAAUGACAGGCAGGAGUUGGAAGAAGAGAAGAAACAAGUGCAGCAGAAGAUGGAAGAAGAAAAAGUGAGGCUGAAAGAACAGCUUAGAAAAGCACUAGAGGAAGUGAUACGCAAACAUGCAAGUGAGCUGCGACAUGCUCAUACGAUGCUGGAUGCUGAGAAGAAGAAGUUGCAGCAGGCUGAGGAGCAGAUGAAAACCACUGAAGAACACAGAAAGGUUUUAGAGACAGAGAGGGAAGAGCUGUGCAACCAACUACAACUGUCCAAAACAGAGAUGACAAAAUUGGAAGAGAUGAUUCAGACUCUGGAGAGAGAGAGAAAAGAGGAAAAGGAAAGGGCAAAAGAGAGAGAGAAGGAGUGCGCAGAGGUGGAGCAGCAGUCAGCGUGUGGCCCGGAGUGUGUGCGGAUGAGAGAGGAGCUGGAAAACACACACAGCAGUAUGCAGCAAAUACAGGAAGAGUUUACAGCACAGAAGGAAGUGUUACAGGCAGAGAUUUCAGCUCUACAGCAGGAGAGAGACAUUCUGCAACAGUCUAAUCACGGUUUAGAGGAGAGAAUCAGGCUACAGUUUGAGAAGCAGUUUUCUGAUCAGAUCGUAGAACUGAAGAGAGAAAAAGAGGAAGAGAUCAGAAAGAUGAACCAACAGUGGCAACACAGAGUAGAAGAACUGCAAACACAGUUCGAAGAGAGGAGAGUUCUCUCGGAGAAGAUGGAGGGAGAGAGAGAGAGACGUUAUGGUAAUGGAGAGAUGGAACGGAUGAAGCAAGAGAUCCAAAAGACACGAGAUAUGAACAGUUCACUCAGAGCGCAGCUUCACUCCACCAUUCAGGAGAAGGAGAGAAUGAUGAGGCAGCAGCUACAGGUAGUAAAAGAGGAAGAUGAGGAUGAGGAGGAUGGAAAGAGUACAAGAGAGAGGGAAGAGGAGAGGGAGAAGCGGGGGUGGCGUGAGCGAGAGGAGGAGCUGUUGCGUGCGGAGAGGUUAAAUCACCAGCGAGCUCUUCAGGUCCUGGAAACACAAGCCAAUGAAGAACUUCAGGCAGAAAGACAACGCUUGCUCACACAGCACAAACUCCAGCUGGACAAGCAGAAGGCAGAGCUGACCCAGCAGCACACUGAGUGGGUGAGACAGGUCACCCAGAGACACAUGCAGCAGAUCGAGGACCUUCAGAACGAAAUACACACGCACACACAAAUGAUGGCCCUGCAGCAGGAUCUGAAACAGCAAAACCGCUUACAGUCAUUAGAGAGACAGCUGGAUGAGAAGAGCAGCGAGGUUCAGGAGCUGAAAAGAGAGAACGAAGAUCUGAAAGAACGAAUAAAUGCAUUGAGCUCACGAAGAGAGGAACAGGAGGACUAUAAACAAAAACACAAGAGUUUCCCAGAGGAAAAGCAUGAGGAUGGUGAAGCGGAUGGGUCAGAUCACAGGAAUAACAUGGAGACUGUGAAGAAAGAGCACAGAAUGGAGAUCCAGACCAUAAUAUCAGACUUCAGCACCGCCCAAACACGACUACAGGCCCGCAUAGUUGCCUUGGAAACAGAGUUGAGAGAAAGGGAAGAAAGGGGGAAAAGGAGAGUAGAAGACCUGCAUACCAUUGCUAAACUACAGGACAAGCUAAGCGAGAGAGACCAACUCAUCAAAAAUCUCGUGGAAGACCUCCACCAGCUUUCCCAGCAUCCACCUCUGUGCAGUGAUGAAAUACUCAAGCCUCAUGAAUCUAGGACACAAGCAGGAACCCUUACACCUAACAUGAAGAAAAAGACAGUUGAGGAUGCUAGCAUCCCAAACCUCUGCUCGUAUGAUGGAGGGUCACCCAAAACCAAAUGCUCACCAGUUAUGGAGCGUGUAUUACCCAGUAUGGAACAGAGUGGGAGAGGGACCCCACUAACCAGGACACACACACCCACCUCCCCUCAUGCUGAACACAGAGCCUCUUUAAGACACAGCCGUCCAUCAUCACAAGAGCUGCGACAUCAGCCCCAGCUUAAAAUCAACUACAACCAGCACAUUAGGACUCCUGCUGAGCAGAGGGUUAUCGAAACAGGGCCUGAUGGACAAGACCCUCAAAAACAGGAGUGGUUCACCAAAUAUUUCUCAUUCUGAGGUCCCAUUGAACAUUUUGACAACAGGUGCACCAAAGUCUCCUUUUUGUGCAUAAUUACUCUCAACUGCAAGCUAACACCAAAUAAGCUUUUCUACAGGAUGCAUCUCAUUUUCACUUGUUUGACAGCAGCAGCACACAGGCCCAAUGUCUUAAAAUGUUACAAAAUCAAGAGAUUAUGCACUCAACCAAUCAUCAGAACAGUGAAGGACGACAGGACACAGAUUACGGAGAGGGUGAAUGUCAAAGAGCUGAAAAAAGAAUGUUAAUGUGCAGAGGCUUCCAUUAUUAAUGUAUCACUUGUGUUCUCUCCUUGCACAUUAUGCCUCCAGCACAAAGGCGAUCAUACAAGGUCUAAAAAUUCCUGAACAGUUCUGCAUCAAAUCCAACAUGGACAUCUAUUCAUUUAUAGAAUGAACUGCCAGGUUUGGAUUGCUGGAAAUGUGGUGUGGAAUGCUGAAACUUUUCCUAAUUAAAAGAGAAUGCAAGAAUAGCUGGUUUUGCCGUACUAUGCCAAAAGUGUUACUAUGUCAAGAUGAUGUGUAUCAAUAAAUUAAUUUUUUUU
Molecule: messenger RNA, 4326 nt
Organism: Danio aesculapii
Lineage: Eukaryota; Metazoa; Chordata; Actinopteri; Cypriniformes; Danionidae
Gene: fam184b
Product: family with sequence similarity 184 member B
Exons: 19
Coding region: 266-3763 (1165 amino acids)
Source: RefSeq, a predicted model, not a curated record